AUGCUCUGGCCUCUGCUCCUGUUUAUAACACUGAAUGCUCUCUUGUCGCGCCCAUCGUCUUGCUCUCUUCUCCAACGUUUUGAAGACCUCAAGAGAAACGACUUUGACUUUGUCGUCAUCGGAGGGGGCACCGCAGGGAACACUGUCGCAAAUCGUCUGACGGAGAACCCCAACCAUCAUGUACUUGUCCUGGAGGCUGGCGGAUCGAAUGCAAACGUCUUGGUGUCUAUCGUCCCAGAUUUCUGUGCCCGGACUCUUGGAAGUGCGAUAGACUGGAACUACACCGCCCAAACGGGUCCUGUCAUGAACCGAGUCGUUGAGCUUCCCAGGGGGUUCGUUCUCGGUGGUACUAGUUCAAUGAAUUGCAUGGUAUACACUCGUGGAACAAGAGAAGAUUGGGAUCGAUAUGCCCACGUAACCAACGAUGCCGGAUGGUCCUGGGACAACAUUCAACCAUAUGUACGAAAAAACGAACGCUUUACUCCUCCAGCUGAUGGGCAUGACACAACUGGGGAAUUUGACCCGUCAGUUCAUGGUUUUGAUGGAAUAAACUCUGUUACCCUUUCAGGGUUUCGACAUCAAAUAGAUACACGAGUCAUUCAAGCUAGCAAGGCGAUGGGGAAUGACUCAGAAUUCCGAUUUGUUCUCGACAUGAACUCAGGGGAACACCUUGGAAUUGGUUUCGGGCAGUCUACCGUUCUGAAUGGAAGUCGGAGCAGUUCAGCCACGUCCUAUUUGGGACCUCAAUUUAUCAACCGCCCCAAUCUUCACGUCUUGUUGCACGCCCAUGUGACGCGUAUUUUGUCGGAGGAAACAGCACAUAAUGGUCUUACCUUUACGGGAGUUGAACUUUCUCAGGAUUCUGGAAAAACAUUGCAUACAGUUACAGCAUCGAAAGAAGUCAUACUUUCCGCUGGGUCCAUUGCGACUCCUCAAAUCUUGAUGAACUCUGGCAUCGGCGAUCCCAAUACCCUGUCGAAUUUGGGUAUCCGAACGCUGCAGCGUCUACCAUCAGUUGGUAGAAACCUGUCUGAACACCUUGUCUUCACGCUUGGUUGGGUGGUUAACGCUAAUGAUACAGAAACCGAGGCAAUAAGAAAUACGACUCUCGCUGCGGAGCAAUUGAAACAGUGGAAUGAAACAAGAACAGGUCCUCUUGUUGAUGCCCCGGGGCUGGACCUUGGAUGGGUCCGAUUACCAAAGAAUGCAUCGAUCUUUGAGAAAUUCACGGACCCUUCUCCCGGUCCAAACACUGCACAUAUUGAGAUCCAGUUCAUCAAUUUUGGAGGCUUUGUCACGGAUAAUCCUCUCGCGGACACGAUAGGCGUAGCUCCUACCCUUCUAAGUCCCAUCUCUCGUGGCUUCGUCACCCUCAACACAUCAAAUCCAUUUGACCACCCGUUCAUUAAUCUCAACUACCUGGACUCAGAGUUCGAUCUCUUCGCGCUACGUGAAGGGGCUCGGAGUGCCCGUCGGUUCAUGGCACACCCUUCGUUUAACGGCUUUCUCGUGAGCCCCAUUGUGAACGCUACGACCGACGAUGAGCUAGACGAAUUCAUCAAAUCUAACGCCGGGGGAGCGUGCCACCCGAUUGGAACAGCCAUGAUGUCUCCUCGUGGUGCUGACUGGGGAGUUGUGGAUCCGGAUCUAAAAGUGAAAGGCGUUGAGCGACUCAGAGUAGUGGACGCUUCGAUAUUACCAUUCCUCCCCGCAGGGCACACUCAAGCAUCUACAUACAUUAUCGCCGAGCGUGCAUCUGAUUUGAUCAAAGCUUCGUGGUCUUAA
Molecule: messenger RNA, 1785 nt
Organism: Marasmius oreades (fairy-ring Marasmius)
Lineage: Eukaryota; Fungi; Basidiomycota; Agaricomycetes; Agaricales; Marasmiaceae
Exons: 9
Coding region: 1-1785 (594 amino acids)
Molecular function (GO): oxidoreductase activity, acting on CH-OH group of donors; flavin adenine dinucleotide binding
Source: RefSeq, a predicted model, not a curated record